Nylanderia fulva is the source of this 6601-nucleotide messenger RNA. It is a transcript of the gene Usp7, whose product is annotated as Ubiquitin-specific protease 7. Gene Ontology annotation, biological process: protein deubiquitination; regulation of protein stability. The record is from RefSeq and is a predicted model, not a curated record. Gene Ontology annotation, cellular component: cytosol; nucleus. Lineage: Eukaryota; Metazoa; Arthropoda; Insecta; Hymenoptera; Formicidae. Gene Ontology annotation, molecular function: protein binding; cysteine-type deubiquitinase activity.
AUAUAUAUGCGAUCGGAACCGUUUGGUAACGAGCGCAACCGCUCCGUCAAACUCGCCGCCAUUUUGUUUAUUUUCGAGUGACAGAGAUCCGCGAGCGACGAUCACGACGUAGAGGGAUCGGCUCGCGAGUACAUUCAUUCGUCCCGAAGCGAACAAGUCUCCGGCUCUCGUCUCUUGGGGCUGGGGAGCGAGAAAAGGAAAAGAGAGGAAGAAAGAGAACCCGCUGUGGCCCCCCGAAGCGGAAAUAAGAGGCUCGUGCUCGUAAGUCGCAGGCGAGCGAGUCGAUCGAGAGAAUCGCGAUCGAGAUUCGAAGCGACCGAGAAAAGAGAGAGAGAGAUAGAAGAAGGAGAGUCGUUGUCGAUCGCGAUCUUCUUCCUCCAUCCGUCACACGUCAUCCUCGUCGGCUGAGAGGCGCCGGUAAAAACGGCGUAGGAUCGUUUUUCACGGAUCGGCCGCGCGCGGGAGUGGGGAGAGGCGCCGAAACGUGAAGCGAGACGAACGACCAUCGUCAGGAGCAGCAGCAGCAGCACCGCCGCUACGAUCAGCGUUGGCAGCAGCAGCACCACCACCACCAUCAUCCACACCAUUACUACUUGAAUCGCCACUGCUAUUCGGUACUACCAUCAUCGUCAUCCUCCUCAUCGUCAUCGUCAUCAACGUCGUUAGCAUUAUCGGAGACCUCGUAAUCGCGAAGGUAGCCGUGGCGACAUUCCUCGGAAGGACGUAGCGGGAGAAAGGAGAGACGUGGUAUCGUAGAUCGGGAAGCAGAGUCUCUCGCUCGAGUCGAGUCGCGGACCUAGCGAUUUAAUAACACACAGGGUGGAAUAUAUGCUGUGGGCGUCCCCCGUGCGAGUGGGGGCACUUGAUGGCCGCAGAAAUUGGGCGAACUGCGAGCAAACAUCUAUCGUCGGAGUGCGGUAAAGCGACGUCGCUGGCGAGUCCCGGUAGCGACGUGAGCUUGGACAGCGGCCGGGUGGAAACGGAGCAGCAGCAAUCGCCACCUCCAUCGCCGCCACCGCCGACUCAACAACAUUUACCACAACAUCGCACGUCGGCGACCUCGAAACGUCAGAUCAAGAAGGCGCUCGCGAAUCCACCCUGCAAGAAUAAUCGUUCGUCGGAGGACGACGAGCAGCAGCAGCAGGAGGCACCGAUCAACGCGGACGACGUAACCUCGACGGCGGAGGCCGUCACCGAGGUACCCGGCGCCAUCAAGACGACCAUCAACAUCGGCUUCGCGAUGAACCACGUAAACGAUCAGGAGAAUCUCAAGCAGCUCAGCCUCGCACCAGUUCAGGUUAACGAGGUCGAGGAGAUGGACACGCAGGAGGAAACUCCAAACGAUGGUGGGGGGGAUGGAACAGACAAUCGUCCUAUAAAUGGUGAACCAGAAUUAGCGUGUAUAGUUCAAGAUCAAGAGAUGGAAGAAGAUGAGGCACGGUCGGAAGCGACCUUCCGAUAUACUGUAGAGAAUAUAUCCAAAAUGAAAGAUUCACAGUUGUCACCUGCGUGUUAUGUCCGCAAUUUACCAUGGAAAAUAAUGGUGAUGCCACGGUCAAGUCAGACGCAGGAAAGGCAACCGCAGAGAUCACUUGGAUUUUUCCUUCAGUGUAAUGGGGAAAGCGAAUCGACAUCAUGGAGUUGUUACGCUGUUGCUGAGUUACGUCUUCUUUCUUGCAAAGAAGGACAAGAGCCAUUUAGCAGAAAAAUUCAACAUCUCUUCUACAGUAAAGAGAAUGAUUGGGGCUUUAGCCAUUUCAUGACGUGGCAAGACGUUUUAGAUCCUGAUAGAGGUUUUAUCAAAGAUGAUUCAAUCACGCUUGAGGUUCAUGUAGUGGCUGAUGCACCCCAUGGAGUUAGUUGGGAUAGCAAAAAACACACAGGCUAUGUAGGAUUGAAGAACCAAGGUGCUACAUGUUACAUGAACUCUUUACUGCAGACUCUAUAUUUCACAAACCAGUUACGAAAAGCGGUGUAUAAAAUGCCAACAGAAAGUGAUGAUUCGAGUAAGAGUGUUGCGCUGGCCUUGCAGAGGGUUUUUCAUGAGUUACAGUUUUCUGACAAACCUGUCGGUACAAAGAAAUUAACUAAAAGUUUUGGAUGGGAAACACUGGAUUCUUUUAUGCAGCAUGAUGUCCAGGAAUUUCUACGUGUGCUAUUAGAUAAGCUGGAGAGCAAAAUGAAAGGAACGUGCGUGGAAGGUACAGUGCCAAAAUUGUUUGAGGGAAAAAUGGUCUCUUUUAUCAAGUGUAAAAACAUAGACUACAAAUCCACGAGAGUUGAAACAUUUUACGACAUACAAUUAAAUAUAAAGGGCAAAAAGAACAUUUACGAGUCUUUUAGCGAUUAUGUGAGUACAGAAAGUCUCGACGGCGAUAAUAAAUACGACGCAGGAGAACACGGAUUACAAGAAGCGGAAAAGGGUGUAAUUUUUUCCUCAUUUCCACCGGUUUUACAUUUACAUUUAAUGCGUUUCCAGUAUGAUCCAGUUACAGAUUGUUCUGUCAAAUUUAACGACAGGUUUGAGUUUUAUGAAAAGAUUAGUCUUGGUAAAUACCUGCAAAACAAAGAAGCAACAAGUGCAGAUUAUACAUUACAUGCAGUUUUGGUCCAUAGUGGUGAUAAUCAUGGUGGACAUUAUGUUGUAUUUAUUAAUCCUGCUGGUGAUGGCAAGUGGUGCAAAUUCGACGAUGAUGUUGUCUCUCGAUGUACAAAGCAGGAAGCUAUCGAACACAACUACGGUGGUCAAGACGAGGAUAUGUCUAUGGCUGUGAAACAUUGCACUAACGCUUAUAUGCUGGUUUACAUAAGAAAUUCAGAGCUGGAAAACGUUUUACAAGAAGUCAAGGAAGAGGAUAUACCUCAAGAGCUGGUGGAGAGGCUGCAAGAGGAGAAGAGGCUGGAACAGAUAAGAAGAAAGGAAAGAACGGAGGCAUACUUGUACAUGACCGUUCAUGUCCUUCUCGAGGAUAGCUUUGACGGUCACCAAGGGAAUGAUCUCUACGACCCAGAGCACGUUAUAAAUCGUGCAUUUCGCGUACGUAAGCAGGCCACUGUGCAAGAGUUUCUCGAGCUACUGCGUGAUAGUCUGAAUUAUCCGAUAAGUCAGAUUCGAAUCUGGCCGUUCAGUCAACGCUCGAAUCAAACCUGCAGACCUACAUUAAUCGAGCCGGAUGCUGAUCUUCAGAAACCCAUCAUCGAUUGCGCAGAAAAUCAUAAUCCAUGGAAUGUAUUCGUCGAACUUGUUCCUCCAGAUUCUGACAUGAAGGCGUUACCACCAUUCGACAAGGACACCGACGUUUUACUCUUUUUUAAGCUUUAUGAUCCAAAAAAUAAGAAAAUUCAUUACUGCGGUCAUCAUUAUAUGCCUGUUGUAGCCAAAGUCCAGGAACUCAUACCAAUUUUAAACCAACGCGCGGGAUUUCCACCAGACACAGAACUUGCUUUAUAUGAAGAAAUUAAACCAAAUCUAGUUGAGAAAAUAGACAAUCUAACAGAGCCUCUGGAAAAAGUUUUAGAGGAAUUAAUGGACGGUGACAUUAUUGUAUUUCAAAAGGAAGGCGAUAAUGAGAUGUAUGAACUUCCAACAUGUCGAGAAUAUUUUAAAGAUCUAUUCUAUAGGGUAGACGUAACGUUUUGUGAUAAGACGAUUCCUAACGAUCCAGGUUUUACGAUGGAACUUUCAUUAAGAAUGACGUACGAUCAAAUGGCAAAGGCUGUAGCACAACGAGUCGGCACAGAUCCAUAUCUUUUACAAUUCUUUAAAUGUCAAAAUUAUAAAGACUCUCCUGGCCAUCCUCUAAAGUGUACAUUCGAAGGCACGCUCAAAGAACUGGUUUCGUACUGCAAGUCGAAAGUAAAGAAAUUAUUUUAUCAACAGCUCAGUAUUAGAGUAAACGAGCUAGAAAACAAGAAACAGUUUAAGUGUAUAUGGGUCGGCCCGUCACUUAAGGAGGAGAAGGAGAUUAUACUUUACCCGAAUAAAAAUGGUACUGUCGCCACUCUGCUCGAGGAGGCUAAGAAGCAAGUAGAAUUAUCGGAAAACGGAUCGGGAAAACUAAGGAUAUUAGAAAUAAAUUGCAACAAGCUUUUACCCGGCCCCGGGGACGAUGUACCUUUAGAUAACUUAAACUCGUCAGGCACCAAACUGUAUAGGAUAGAAGAAAUUCCGAAUGACGAAUUGAAUCUAGCGGAGGGCGAGUUGUUGGUUCCCGUUGCGCAUUUUCACAAAGACGUUUUCUCAACGUUCGGUAUACCCUUUUUCUUCAAAAUCAAGAAUGGUGAACCUUUUCCAAAAAUGAAGGAUAGAUUGCUAAAGAAAUUAGGAGUCCAGGAGAAAGAAUUCGAAAAGUUUAAGUUCGCGGUGGUGACGAUGGGCAAGCCACAGUUCAUUAUCGAUUCGCCGGACUAUUGUAUCAAAAUCGACGAUUUCCUUCCUAAAUAUAGCAAUCAGAUCUAUCCACUUUUAAACGCAGGCACAUCGCCACACAGGCCUUGGCUUGGCCUGGAACACGUCAACAAAGCGCCGAAGCGCUCUCGUAUCAACUACCUCGAAAAGGCCAUUAAGAUUUACAAUUAAAUUUCCACCACACGAAGAAGAAAUUAAAUUAGGCAGCCACUCAUAAUAAUUUAUAUACGACUCUGUAUAGUAAGAGAGCGACGUCUGAUACUAAAGGUUGGAAAAUGCGUUUAUGUAUUCAUUUCUUCAGCCAGAUUAAAAUAUGCGAUUUUAAUAUUGCGAGAAUACGACAUGAGAAGGUAAAUCCAGCUUUGUAUACGAUGGAUUAUAAGAGACUGUCGUGAAAUGUGCAGUGCUAUUUUAUGCAUCAUGGAAGAAUGAUAAAAUAGUUCCUCGAUUCGAAUUUGUAAAAGUUUUAUUGGCCCGAUGCUUAUACUUUGGCGUCACUCAGUACGGAUUUUUGCCUAGACUUCGAGAACGUUUGAUUAUAAAAUGCACAUACAUUGUACCUAAUAUUAUUGUGUCUCUGAUAAUUCUCUCUAAUAAACUAUUUCUUUCUUUUUUUUAAUUUUAUUAGGAAAACGUGACUUUUUGUGUGAGAAAUAUUCCGGCUUUUAUCCUAUCACGUAAAAUCUAUAUAUAAUUGUUACAUCCUAAGAGAUGCCGUAUUAUGUUCUGCAUGAUGUAACAUCUAACACUCAUAACGUAUCGUUGGCAUCGAGAAAGGUUGCCUAUACACUUUUUAUGCCGUGUAUGUACAAUAUUCAGGAUAUUUGAAAUAUGGGAUUUGCCAUUAAUAUUAUGCUGGGAAAAGAUCAGUGUCAUAUUUUUAAUUUACUUAAAGAUUUCGUGACGCAAGAUUAUUGUCUCACAUAAAAAUUCUAUUUAAGACGAAUCUAUUGUGACUCAAAAUAUAAUUCAAGCUUUUUUUAUAUUUUUGAACAAAAUCUAAAGAAUUGCAAUUUUAUGUUAAUUUAUGUUGCAUUAUAAAAAGAAUAUAAGAGCAUAAAAGGUGCGCAAGCAAAAUUUCUAAGUUGCCUGCUCUGAAAUAAUUUUCUUCCGUUCGAGUGUAUUUUUUGUAUGUUUCAUCUUAUAUUUUUUACGAAAUUGUAUAAUGCUAAUACGUAAAAUGUAAAAGGGUACACACAGAUAUAUAAGGCAAGAAAUUAAAACGAGCGAUGCUUAACUUAGAUGAAGAAAUUCUUGGCUAUAGUUUAAACAAAUACGUGAAUAAAGCAUAUUCUGAUUUUUUUUAAGAGUAUGAACGAAACGAUUGUUCCGUUUUUAAAACACAAUGUGUUAGAAAUAACGAUUUAAUCAUAAAAAAAUCGUCGUAGCAUUCUUUUAAUUUGAUCAUGAAUUAGCAAUAUCUAUUUUUCCUUUUUAUAUUUAAUUUUGAAAACACGACAAAAGUAGAUUUCGCGCGAUGAGUUACUUUUAGCAAGGUAACUCGUGUGUUGCACAAGUUUUCUGCUAUUUACGGAUCCUUAUUUAUCAUUUUUUACACCUUACUGUGAUCAAUUCAAUUUAGUUAACAUGUAUUUAAACACGACACCGCCGCCUCUCGAAUACUUCAAUUAGCAUAAUUGUAAAUGUCAAAGAAGGAGGAUACCGAGCUUUCUACGUAUGCAUUAUUUAAUAAAUUUCUUUUUAUGUUGAGAAGCUGUUUAUUACGCUCAUAAGUUUUUAAUGAGUUAGAUCUAUAAGCUUAGAGAUGUAGUUUUAAGCUACAUUAUUUUGAAUGUUUAAACUUAUGAAGAAUUGCAGAUCACUUGAAAGUCAUAACAUAAAAUCGUAAUGUGUUCAAAGUGCAAAAGCGAAAUUUGCACUUUGCAAAUGACAAACAUAAAAUGAUACGCCAACACACACACCAACAUAUAUAUAUAUACACACACACACACACACACACAUGCACAUACGUACAUGAAUUGCUAUAGUGCUUCAUAUAUUUACGCGACAAUUCAUCGGAAACUUUGUAUGUUUGUCGUGUGUGUUUUACCUGAUCGAUUAAUUAAUUAAUUAAUAAUAAUAAAGAAAUCUAUGACCCGCAAUAGUUUUUGAAGACUGGACGCAUAAGUUAAACGACAGCAUAUUUUGUAAAAAAAAAAACUAAAUGUGGCUGUACAAACUGUGCUAUUUGGU